Messenger RNA from Cervus elaphus (red deer), 2425 nucleotides. RefSeq names its product C-type lectin domain family 2 member B (gene CLEC2B). The coding region runs from base 305 to 775 and encodes 156 amino acids. Gene Ontology annotation, cellular component: external side of plasma membrane. The transcript is spliced from 7 exons. The record is from RefSeq and is a predicted model, not a curated record. Lineage: Eukaryota; Metazoa; Chordata; Mammalia; Artiodactyla; Cervidae.
GACUCAAUCUUCAUCACAUGAUUACUUUCCUUUUGAGAGAUCGACUUAAAUAAGCUGUCUUUUACUUCAGAGUAGCUUAACUCUAGUUUGGAGUUGUGUUGUAAAAACUUUUUCUUUUUUUUUUUUCACAUUAAAAUUAAAACUUUGAAGAGAGAAGUCAUCAAGUAUGCAGUCAGCUCACAAGGAUGCGAGCAAACAAGAAGCUAAUGAAAAGAAGCAAGAGGAAGUAUAUUUUGUGUCAUCUCCUUGUGAAAUAGCGUAAAGAAGUUUGUCAGAUGUUAAAGACAAGCAGUACAAGUUUCAGAUGUUAAAGACAAGCAGUAAAGGACUUAUUUUUGCAUUAGCAAUAUCUGUAGUUAUUAAUAUUGUUUUAAUAGGUAUUGCUAUACAUUUUUCAGUUAAAGAAGAUAAGGGUGCUCGGUAUUUCUGCUCAGAUAAUUGGAUUGGUUUCCAAGAUAAAUGCUACUAUUUUUCUGAAGAAGAACAAGAUUGGAAUUCAAGUAGAUACGACUGUUUGUCUCAAAAUGCUAACCUAGUUUUGAUUACCACUACAAAAGAAAAACAUUUUCUUAAGCGAUUCAAGUGCACUUCUGAUCACUGGAUUUGGCGAGACAUGACAGAAAAUCUAACGGGACAAUGGGUGGAUGAAAACAUAUUUAGCAAAGGGAUUAAUAUGACAGGGAAUGAAAUAUGUUUUUACCUUAAUGAAGAUGGUGUUGCAGCAGCUAGAUGCUACACGGAGAGGAAAUGGAUUUGCAGGAAAAAAGUGCCCUAAAUCAGUUUCCGACAGUGGACUUGACAUCCAGGAAUAUGCACUCGUGAUCUUCACUGAAGAGCAGUAGCAGCCUUUGAGAGAGCUGCUAGAAGAGUACUCAUGGACACCAUGACAUAAUGAUGUCACCAACGUUGAAGACUGGUGCUAGAGAGCUGCAGCCUCUAGAAGAUUUAUAUUGUUUCAGUGAAAUAAAAAUCUCAUUUUCUCCUGAUAGGAGAAAUAAAAUUUAAAAAGACACAUUUGACAAUAACAAAGUCUGAUGUUAUCCCUGGCUCUCAACAGGAAAGGGGCUUCCCAGAUGGCUCAGUGGAAAAAGAAUCCACCUGCCAAUCCAAGAGUUGCAGGGGACAUGGGUUCAAACCCUGGGUCGGGAAGAUCCUCUGGAGAAGGAAUGGCAACCCACUCCCGUAUUCUUGACUGGAGAAUCCCAUGGACAGAGGAACUUGGUGUGCUCCAGUCCACAGGGCUGCAGAGAGUCGGACACAACUGAGUGACUGAGCACACAUGCCCUGAACAGGAAGAGGUAGCAUCUGAGCACUGUAAACAAUCUGAAUGCACCCUCACUGGAUGACCCAGUGUAUAACCAAUUCCCUUUCCCCACUAUUCUGAAGAUUUUUUGCUAAAUAAUCAUGCUCUUCAUGGGCUUAUGAGUUUUAUGAUGCACUUAAGCAAGGUGUUUGUUUGAAGAAAGACCCUACCACACAUGUUUGCCCUGGAUCUCACACCCAGGCAGAGUCCUUUACAAGCCCAAAUAUCCAGUAAUCAAUAAUUACACAGGGUCUUUGCAGUUGAGGGUAACUUAAUUUAUGUAAUAUCUAUGAAUAUUUACGCAAUCUAUCCCAUGGGAUAGAAUUAAUUUUUGUAAACUUCUGAAAGUGAAAGUGAAGUCCCUCAGUUGUGUCUGACUCUUUGUGACCCCAUGGACUGUAGCCUACCAGGCUCCCUGGUCCAUGGGAUUUUCAAGGCAAGGAUACUGGAGUGGGUUGCCAUUUCCUUCUCCAGGGGAUCUUCCCAACCCAGGGAUCAAAUCCGGGUCUCCCACAUUGUAGGCAGACACUUUACUGUCUGAGUUAUGUAUAUUGUGUGUAGACUCAAGAAAUUUCCUCUUCCUAUAUCUUAUGAGGUUGAACUAUGAGCCUAAAAUGUUGUGUUGACAUUCUAUUGCUCAGGACCUCAGACUGUGACCUUAUUGGAAUUUAGGGCUGGGGUGAGUGUAAUAGUGAAGACAUCAUUACUAUAGGCCUCAAGCUCUUUAGCACCAGUGGUGUUAUAAGAAGAGGAAAUUUGGAGUCAGACAAAACUCUUAACAAAGGGAAGACAAUAUGAAAACAAAGGGAAAAGACAGCCAGGUGACUGAAGUGAUAUACCUAUAAGUCAAAGAGUCCUAGGUAUGGCCAGCCAUUAUGAGAAGCAGGAAGAGGCAAGAAAGGACUGUCUCCUAGAGCAGUCUGAGAAAGCAUGACCCAGAGGACAUAUUGAUGUUGGGCCUUCCAGGCAGUAGCACUGUGAGACAGUCAAUUCCUGGUGUUUUAAAUCAUGCAGUGCAUGGCACUUUGUUAUGGCAGCAGUAGCAUUAAUACAUUGUAUUUCUGAAACUGUACAAACCCCUGUGUCUUUGUUUUUAAAGUAAAAGACUGACUCAAGAAUCAA